AUGCCCAUCACCACAGUUCUAGGCGAUGCAAACGCUCGCAACUGGUACGACACUGCGUCCCUUUUCCAUCACCUCAUUGUGCUUAUUUCGAUUCAACACAGAAGUGGCCUCAUCAUCUUCACAUGGACGGAGCGAACUCCUGCCUCUCUCACCAAAACUCUCCUUCGAUCCACUACUGCAAUCAGUCGUACGGCUUCCAUUCCGAGGUAUGUGCGACCAUAG
Molecule: messenger RNA, 222 nt
Organism: Hydatigera taeniaeformis
Lineage: Eukaryota; Metazoa; Platyhelminthes; Cestoda; Cyclophyllidea; Taeniidae
Source: the annotation of a GenBank genome assembly